AUGACCGCACCCAUUAGGAUAGGCCGCGAAGUUUCGCGCGUCGACGCAAACGAGAAACACAACUCGGACGUUUACCCCGAGCUCAAAGAGCUGUUGAUGCGUAACCAGCGUUGGGCAAAGCACACAAAUGCGAGGGACCCAUCCUUCUUCCCCCGCCAUUAUCCCGGCCAACGCCCAGAAGUCCUCUGGAUCGGAUGUUCCGACGCGCGUGUCCCCGAGACGAUGAUUAUGGGUUCGCAGCCGGGCGACAUCUUCGUCCACCGAGGCAUUGCAAACCUGUACACCCCCAACGACGACAGCUUGAACGCCGUCCUCAUGAUUGCCCUCAUCAACUUCAAGGUCAAGCACAUCAUUGUUGGGGGCCACUCCAACUGCGUCGGAUGCCAGACGGCACUGCGCGCUUCCCUCCUCCCACCCGUUCCCGAAACACAAGCGAUCCAACGCUACCUCAAGCCGUUAACCCAGCUUGCGCGCCUCAUGGCAACCGAGGAGGGCCCGCCCUCCCUCGACCUGCUUGUUGAAGAGAAUGUCGCGCAGCAGGUCACCAACCUCCUCGCGUCGCAGGUUGUGCAGGACGACUGGAAGCGGCGUGGACAGUUUGGCGUCACCGUCCACGGGUGGGUGUACCAGCUUGAGAAUGGGAUUGUGCGCGACCUCGGCGUCAGCCAGGGCCCGCCGACCGCCAAGCCGGGCGGUAGGCGGAUGGGCGUUCGGUUCUUCUAG
Molecule: messenger RNA, 723 nt
Organism: Cutaneotrichosporon cavernicola
Lineage: Eukaryota; Fungi; Basidiomycota; Tremellomycetes; Trichosporonales; Trichosporonaceae
Gene: NCE103
Exons: 4
Coding region: 1-723 (240 amino acids)
Biological process (GO): cellular response to carbon dioxide; cellular response to oxidative stress
Molecular function (GO): carbonate dehydratase activity; zinc ion binding
Source: RefSeq, a predicted model, not a curated record